CUCAGUUUUCAGUAACUGGAUAGACAUCAUGUCUCGAGCACGGCAGCCCCCACUUGUAACUGGCAUCUCUCCUAAUGAAGGCAUCUCAUGGACAAAAGUGACAAUUAGAGGAGAAAAUCUGGGGACUGGCCCUACAGACCUCAUAGGUUUAACAAUCUGUGGGCACAACUGUCUGCUAACUGCUGAAUGGAUGUCUGCCAGUAAAAUUGUGUGUCGAGUUGGACAGGCUAAAAAUGAUAAGGGAGACAUUAUUGUUACUACAAAAUCUGGUGGCAAAGGAACUUCAACUGUUUCCUUCAAACUGCUUAAACCUGAAAAAAUAGGUAUCUUGGAUCAGUCUGCUGUCUGGGUGGAUGAAAUGAAUUAUUAUGACAUGCGCACUGAUAGGAACAAAGGGAUUCCCCCCUUGUCCCUACGUCCAGCUAAUCCGCUUGGUAUUGAGAUAGACAAAGGCAGAUUUCCUCAAAAAGAUUUAGAGGCACUGUUUCCUGGGAUGAGUGCUGAUUUCACUAGUGAAAACUUUUCUGCUGCAUGGUACCUGAUUGAGAAUCAUUCAACAACAAG
This is a messenger RNA of Pelecanus crispus (Dalmatian pelican), 564 nucleotides long. The record is from RefSeq and is a predicted model, not a curated record. Lineage: Eukaryota; Metazoa; Chordata; Aves; Pelecaniformes; Pelecanidae.